Molecule: messenger RNA, 192 nt
Organism: Prunus armeniaca (apricot)
Lineage: Eukaryota; Viridiplantae; Streptophyta; Magnoliopsida; Rosales; Rosaceae
Source: the annotation of a GenBank genome assembly
AUGUGGUUUUAUCAUGAAGAAAAACAAUUCUGUGUUGCAUCGUCACAUUCGAGUUGGGCUGACAGCAGCUGCACAGUCCUCGUGGCCUUGGUGAGACAGCCCAAUAUUAAAGUGUCCACGGCUCUUCUUUACCAGGCUAGGGUUCUACAAUUAGAGGCCCUAAACACGACGAAGCCAGGGUUAUGGCUAUAG